GAGGGGGGGUAGGAAGUGACCGGAGCCUCCAAACUUAGUCUCAACUCAACUGUGAAUCAUUUGGGGGGAGAGUUGCGAGAGCGCCAAGGGCAAGAGACUGAAGCGAGUGUCAUAUCCUGCGAGGGGAUGAAUUUUGCGGUGGGUUUCAAGCCUUUGGCCGGAGACACCCAGACCAUGGACAACCUGGAGAAGCAGCUCAUCUGCCCCAUCUGCCUGGAGAUGUUCUCCAAACCUGUCGUGAUCCUGCCCUGCCAGCACAACCUGUGCCGAAAAUGUGCCAAUGAUAUAUUCCAGUCCUCUAAUCCUCUAUGGCAGUCCCGUGGUUCCAGCACAGUCUCCUCUGGGGGGCGAUUUCGCUGCCCUUCGUGCCGCCAUGAGGUGGUGCUGGACAGACACGGGGUGUACGGGCUUCAGAGGAACCUACUGGUGGAAAAUAUCAUUGACAUUUACAAACAAGAGUCGAGCAGGCCAUUGAACCCCAAAUCUGAGCAGCACCUCAUGUGUGAAGAGCACGAGGAUGAGAAGAUUAACAUCUACUGCCUGAGCUGCGAGGUCCCUACCUGCUCCAUGUGCAAAGUCUUUGGGGCCCACAAGGACUGUGAGGUGGCCCCUCUUUCCAGUGUCUACAAAAGUCAGAAGAGUGAGCUGAGUGACGGCAUUGCCAUGCUGGUGGGGGGAAAUGAUCGGAUCCAGGCAAUCAUCACUCAGAUGGAGGAGAUCUGCAAGAGCAUCGAGGAUAACAGCCGCCGCCAGAAGCAGCUCCUCAGCCAACGAUUCGACUCCCUCUACAACAUCCUGGAGGAGCGCAGGAAGGAACUGCUGCAAAUGGUUACCCGGCAACAGGAGGAGAAGCUGCAGUGUGUGCGGGGGCUCAUCCGCCAACAUGGGGACCACCUGGAGGUCACCUCCAAACUAGUCGAGUCCUCAAUUCAGUCCAUGGAGGAGCCACAAAUGGCAGCCUUCCUGCAGAACGCUAAGGAGCUGAUCAAGAAGAUCACAGACAUGUCCACAGUCUCCACCAUUGAGCGCCCUGAGCCUGGAUAUGAGAACAUGGACCAUUUCUCAGUGAAUGUGGAUUACGUCUCCGAGAUGCUCCGAACCAUCGAUUUCCAGUCAGGUUCCUCGGGGGAGGAGGAAGUGGUUGAAGCAGAAGAGACGGAGACUGCGGGGGAGGAGGAUCAGACAGAACCUACAGAAGGUCAUUGAUGUUCCAGUGUUUGUGUCACACGUCUCUCACACUCAUCCCUCCCUGUGGCACAAUAAAUGCCCCCCCCCCAUAGGUGCAGUGAGUGUGUCUGGGGGGCACAUGUGGGGGUUACACACUCCCCCGUCCUUCCAGUAUUAGGGAACUAGUGAUUAGGGGAGGCCCAUUGUUUCCUGCACCCCAAUAGUAAUAUUUAUUGCUGAGGUGAAUGUGGGACUAUUGGGGGCCCGUCCCUGUGCCAAGUAAUCACAUAUGGGCAGGACUGGCACCCCCCCCCCGGGCAUUGGGAAUGGUCACUUCUCUCACUGACACUUACACUUGCCCCCCCCCCCCCCACAAUUUCUCCUGCUACAACUUUUCUGCAAUCUGAUUGGUCGCUUUUUAUUCUCUUUGUACAUUUGACUCCAAAUAAAAUUUCCUUCUUCCCAAA
This is a messenger RNA of Xenopus laevis (African clawed frog), 1634 nucleotides long. RefSeq names its product tripartite motif containing 54 L homeolog (gene trim54.L). The record is from RefSeq and is a predicted model, not a curated record. The transcript has 10 exons. The coding region runs from base 127 to 1206 and encodes 359 amino acids. NCBI's taxonomy places the organism in Eukaryota, Metazoa, Chordata, Amphibia, Anura, Pipidae.